Messenger RNA from Nelumbo nucifera (sacred lotus), 1029 nucleotides. Lineage: Eukaryota; Viridiplantae; Streptophyta; Magnoliopsida; Proteales; Nelumbonaceae. The record is from RefSeq and is a predicted model, not a curated record.
AUGAUUGCAAUAUUUAUCAGUGUACCAAUAUUUGUACUAGUAGUUCUCGGUUGCUUCUAUGCUUAUUACAUACGGGGGAGGAAGGAAAGGGAAACACCAACAGAUGAACAAAGAAUCGAAGAUAUUCCAUUACAACAGAGUGUUGGAGCUCCAACAAGCUUUGAUUUCCCAGAAAAAAAUAUACAAGAUGGAAAUCAAAUGAGCUCUUCAGAACUGCCCCUAAUGGAUUUUGAUGCUAUAAAAGUAGCUACAGACAAUUUUUCAGAUUCGAAUAAGCUUGGACAAGGUGGGUUUGGCACUGUGUACAAGGGCAAAUUACCAAAUGGAAAAGAAGUAGCUGUAAAAAGGCUAUCGAGAAAAUCAUGGCAAGGUGUAGAAGAAUUCAAGAAUGAGAUAAUACUAAUCGCAAAACUUCAACAUAGGAAUCUUGUAAAGCUUUUGGAUCUCAAGCCUAGCAAUGUAUUGUUGGACCACGACAUGACCGCAAAGAUCUCAGACUUUGGGAUGGCCAGGAUCUUUUGUGAAAAUCAAAAUGCGGCUAAUACUAGAAGAGUUGUUGGGACAUAUGGAUACAUGGCUCCGGAGUAUGCAAUGGAGGGGUUAUUUUCGGUGAAAUCGGAUGUUUUCAGCUUUGGUGUUAUGUUGCUUGAGAUUAUAAGUGGGAAAAGAAACAAUGGCUUCUACCGUACAGAGCAUGCGCAAACCCUUCUUGCUUUCGCAAGGAGACUAUGGGUUGAGGGGAAAUGGUUGGAAUUUGCAGAUGCAGUAAUGUUAAUGGAUACAAAUACAAGGUGGAAGGCAGAGGUGAUGAGAUGCAUCCACAUUGGGCUUUUGUGUGUUCAAGAAGAUGCAGCUGAUAGGCCCACCAUGUCAUCUGUAAUUCUUAUGUUAACAAAUGAAUCCGUACCUCUUCCUCUACCUACAAAACCAGCAUUUGCCUUGGCAACACUCAUUCUUCAACCAAAUCACUCUUCUUCAGUCAUUUGUUCUGUCAAUAUGGCCACUAUUUCUGAUGUUUCACCACGUUGA